This is a messenger RNA of Myotis daubentonii (Daubenton's bat), 324 nucleotides long. It is a transcript of the gene LELP1, whose product is annotated as late cornified envelope like proline rich 1. The record is from RefSeq and is a predicted model, not a curated record. NCBI's taxonomy places the organism in Eukaryota, Metazoa, Chordata, Mammalia, Chiroptera, Vespertilionidae.
AUGUCGAGUGAUGAUAAAAAUAAGCCGAGCGAUCCGAAGAAUGAGCCCAAGAACUGUGACCCAAAAUGUGAACCAAAGAUUGAGACCAAAUGCCAACCCAGCUGUUUAAAGAAGCUGCUGCAACGGUGCUCUGAAAAGUGCCCCCGGGAAAAGUGCCCACCACCGCCCAAGUGCCCCCCAUGCCCCCCGCCAUGUCCCAAGCCAUGCCCCCCGCCGUGUCCCAAGCCAUGCCCAUGCCCACCGCCAUGCCCUCCCAAGCCGUGUUCUAAGCCCUGUCCUCCUAAAUGCCCGCCUUGCCCACCCCAGUGCCCUCCCCCGGAGUGA